Molecule: messenger RNA, 820 nt
Organism: Sesamum indicum (sesame)
Lineage: Eukaryota; Viridiplantae; Streptophyta; Magnoliopsida; Lamiales; Pedaliaceae
Product: small ribosomal subunit protein uS17
Biological process (GO): translation
Cellular component (GO): cytosolic small ribosomal subunit; ribosome
Molecular function (GO): structural constituent of ribosome
Source: RefSeq, a predicted model, not a curated record
CAUUAUAUUGCCAAUAUAGUUUGGAGUCCUUGAUAUAAAAGCCACCGCCAUCUCAGUUUGAGUUCCGUCUGUCGCUAGGGUUUUAUCGCUCCCGCCGCUUCUUCCAAUUUCACGCUCCCACACCUACGCCGGAGCUCACCACCAUGGCGGAACAGACUGAGAAGGCGUUCUUGAAGCAACCCAAGGUUUUCCUUUGCUCGAAGAAGUCCGGGAAGGGUAAGGCGCCAGGGAAGGGGGGCAACCGCUACUGGAAGAGCAUCGGAUUAGGGUUUAAGACACCCCGGGAGGCUGUUGAAGGCACUUACAUUGACAAGAAAUGCCCCUUCACUGGUGAUGUGUCCAUCAGAGGCCGUAUUCUUGCUGGAACCUGCCACAGUGCUAAGAUGGUGAGAACUAUCAUUGUUCGGAGGAAUUACCUGCACUGGGUGAAGAAGUACCAAAGAUAUGAAAAGAGGCAUUCAAAUAUCCCAGCCCACAUAUCUCCCUGCUUCCGUGUGAAAGAGGGUGACCACGUCAUUAUUGGCCAGUGCAGACCCUUGUCCAAAACUGUUAGGUUUAAUGUUCUUAAGGUGAUACCAGCUGGUUCAUCUGGUCGUGGGAAGAAGGCCUUUACAGGGAUGUGAGCUAGGUGAUUUCAAAUGCUUCAUAUAUUCAGAGAUAUGGGAUUAGUUUUUAUUUCUGUUGGAAGUUUUACUAUUAACUUGCCAUGAAGGCUUAAAUUUUUGUGCCCCACCAAUUUUAUACUGUAUUGGCCAUCUUUUGAAACUUCUCAAAUUUAGCAUGCGGUUUUGUUGCAAGAGUUGCAUGGUUUGUUUUUACA